Messenger RNA from Oppiella nova, 540 nucleotides. The record is from the annotation of a GenBank genome assembly. Lineage: Eukaryota; Metazoa; Arthropoda; Arachnida; Sarcoptiformes; Oppiidae.
GCCCUUUAUAGCGAUGAAGACAUCUAUCUAUUAGACGAUCCGUUAAGUGCUGUCGACUCUGAAGUCGCGAAUCAUAUCUUCGAUAAAUGUAUUUGUGAUUAUCUAAAGACAAAAACAGUGGUAUUAGUCACACAUCAGAUCCAAUUCAUACAAAAGGCCACAAAAAUCUUGGUUCUCAAAGAGGGUCGGAGUCUAGCGUUUGGAACGUAUGAAGAAUUACUCGAUUCUGGCAUUGAUUUCAUGUCUUUGAUUAGUGAUAAUAAAUAUAAUGUUAAACAAGAUAUAAGCAAUGAAAAUACUAAUGAAAUUGUAAUGGUUGAUAAAAUGGCUGAAAAUACUCUUGCAGUUCAGAAUGAGGAAUCGGAACCUAAAGAUCAAUUUAUUGCCGAUGAAUAUCGACAUAAAGGUUCAGUUGAGGGCAAAGUUUAUUGGCACUAUAUUAGAGCCGGUGGUGGACCUCUAUUAAUUAGUGUCAUACUAUUCACUACAAUUAUAUAUUACUUUCUCGAUACUUAUAUUGAUAUAUACCUGUCUAUUUGG